ACAACUCUUUGAAAAGGCAGAAAGCACAACCAGGGGAUCAGAGAGGCUGAGAUGAUCCCAGCAGUGUCCAACUCUGAUGCUGAAGCUCACCUCCUCAUCCUCCAAUAUGAAGGCCUUUGUAGCCCUUCUCUGCUUGCUCCUCACAGUGGCCACCUCCAGCCCUCAAGUGCUUGCUCAGUCAGACUCAGUUUCCAUCCCACCUGUCUGCUGCUUUAAGGUGGUCAGUAAAAAGAUUCUCAUCCAGAAGCUGGUGAGCUACACCAGGAUCACCAGCAGCCAGUGUCCAAGGGAAGAUGUGAUCUUCAAGGCUAAACUGGACAAGGAGAUCUGUGCUGAGCCCAGGAAGAAGUGGGUCCAGGAUGCCAUGAAACACCUGGACCAAAAUUCCCAAGCCCCAAAGCCUUGAACCUUCACACCUGGACUGGGAGACAGUCGAAACCUGAGGAUAAUCCUAUUUAUUUUCCCCAACCUUCCCUAUAACAUCCAAAAAUUCUGUUAUUAUAAUAUUCAAAAUGAUAUUCAUCUAAUUAUCUGAACAUAAUUUUAACAUAUUUUUAUUUGCAUUUAAGCUAUUAUUGUUUUAACUUGAUAUGCCAUGGAUAUUGAUAAAUUUUCAAAGCCUUGGCUGACUGCUUGGCUCUGUGAGUCCCGAUUUCAAUCAUCAGAAAUGUGUACAAUGCUAUUCUUCUCCUCCCUACUCCCAAAGAAUGUUCUCAGGGUCCUUUCUUGGAUCAUUGACAUGAGGGGAAAAAAAAACUUGCAUUUUUGAAAGAUCAUGUUCUUCCUAAUCAAAAGCGUAAUUUGUAAUGUCUUGUUAAAAUGAAUGUUAUUGUCUGACUCUGGGAUUUUCCAGAAGAAUGCGUUUUGUUUGUAAAAUUAGGCAAAGCUAUUUUCCUUUCGGAGCAACAUGAAGCUGGGUGGAUGAAGACGCAGUGGGGGUGGGGACAUGGUUUUGGGAAAUGGGUUCAAUGUUUUAGGUGAAUGGGCUUUGACGUGGCUGGUCUCCAUGCAGGUUCAAGGAGAAAAUGUCAGGUCAGAGUAGGCAGCUCUAGCACUAUGGUUCUAGUGCCCAACACCAGCUUCCUGGGACCCAAGGACAGCACCAGGCUCACUGCCAUUUUCUUCCUCACCUCCUCAGUCCUCCUCCCUUCCGCCUGAUGGAUGUUUUUCUCCUCAUCUAUUACAAUAGCCUCCAAAAUGUUCUCCUUUCCUUAGUCAUUCCCUAUCCAAUCUAUCCUCAACUCCAUAGAAAUAUUCAUUGUAUGGGAAUUGGAACCUCAGAGGAAGAAUAGGAGAUCAUAGGCUUAAUAUUCAGGUUACAAGUUUUCAGUGAAGAAGACUCAUAACAGAACCUGUCUUAUAGGAUGGGGGUCAGAUAGGAGGAGAGGCUUCGUUAGUUCAGGAUGGACAGGAGAAGAAGCGAGAAGCAGAAAUCUCAUCUGGUUGGAAAUGGUCCAAGAAUAGGAGAAAACCUUAGACAUCUCAGAAUGCUAAUUUGGUCCAUGUUGUACAGGGUCUUGAAUGUCAGUCUGGGUUCAAUUCUGAAGGUGAAAGCAUUGAACCAGCAGGGAAGGGAAGUGCCAUGAGCCGUGGUGUGUUCGAGGAAGAGAAAGCUGGUAGUUGAGGGCAGACAGGAUAUGGACGGGAGGGCCCAAGAUCAGGUGUCUGCAAUGAACCAGGCAAGAGGUAAUGGGUAGGGAUGGGGCAGUUUGUAGGAAAAACGGGGUAACCUGGGGCUUAGUGAAAAUAUUUAGUUAUGAGGACAGAGUGUCAGGGCCUGUAACCCAGGCCUAGAGUAAGCUCCCCAAACACUACUACUGUUAUUUUGAGGCAUGCCUAUCCUGAGCCCCAAAUUUACUGCCUUCCAUCACUAUCCUGAUUCUGUGAUCUCUGAAUAAAUCUAGACAAAGCUGUAAAAUGUAGCCAGGACUGUGAUUCCCAGAUAUUCUGCGAUCUGACCCUGCUACAUUGCUUAGGAAACACAUAAAGAGACAGAGACCAGCCUCCAUGGCAGGAGAUUCACUUCCUUCUCACUACUAAUUGAUUCCUGCCCAAUAACUUAUGGUCUAGACCACAGUCUCCCCAUUCAUCAGCUCCUAAACCAAAGAUUAGUUGUCCAAUCUGGUUUACUGGGACUAACUGCCAAUUGGGAAGCCACCAAGGCGGAGAGAGAGAGAGAGAGAGAGAAGGCAGAAUAACCACCUUCCUGAAGAAUGCGGCCAGGCAGCUAGACAGAACAGCUACAGAGCUCGAGAAAGCUAAAGUUUCGUUUUAACUUUUUACUCUGAUGUUUCUCAACUUGGAUUAAAACCAAAACCAAAGGAAGGACAUUGCAAAAUCAAAGUGGCUUGUUGAGUCUGAGCUCCCUGCAGAACUAAGAGAGGUGCCCACUGACGUCUGUUAUCACUGGGAUCCAUCUCCUAUUCCUGCUGGGCCCAGGGCAUCCUGCCCCUCUAGUUCAUGGCAGAAUCCUGGGGCCUCAUUCUCUCCUGUUUCUUGGAGACUUAUUUCAUUUCCUCAUCUACAGCACAGGCAUCCUGGGAGGUCCAUCUCUGUUAUGUGUCUUCAUCAGGAAGCAUGAAGAUGGAGGUCACAGCUCACAUCCUGGGUUGCUUCCUCCAUCAUUACACUCCCCUCGUUACGAAUAUUCAUAAGAAGAUAACUUAUUAAAUACCACAUGCUAGCAACUCACUGUUCAAAGCCCUGUUCCUGUGUCAGCUCAUAGCAUUCACACCUACUUUAUUGGUAGGGAGACUGAGGCACAGAGAGCUGAAAUAAUAUCCAAAGUAUGAAAGCAACAAAAUCCUGGCAGUCCGGCUCUAGGGUACAUUAUAUUAGCCACUACCUUGCCUGCCCUAGAGCUAAGCAGCAAAGAACUCUUCUCUGCUGAUUCCUAGCCCUAGAUAUCCAGGUCUUGGACAGGACCUUUUUCAAAAAGAAAAUCAUGGGGUAUUAAAAUAGAUGGGGACAUCGAUAUCUCCUGGCCCGGAAAUGGGCAACAUGCAAUAGAGGUGGGUUAUCUCCAACUCUAUGCCCAUGAUAGACAUCAGUCUAGAAUUACAUUGCUGCUUUUCAGAGCCCAAGAUAAGGUCUCACUAUCUUUUCAAAUGCAUUGGUGGUUCAGUGGUAGAAUUAUCAUCUUGCAUGCUGGAGACCCAGGUUCAAUUCCUAGCCAAUGCACCUCAUGCACAGCCACCACCCAUCUGUUAGUGGAGACUUGUGGGAACAGGUUUCAGCAGAGCUUCCAGACUAAGACUAGAAAGAAAGGCCUAGAGAUCUAGGUGAUCUACUUCCAAAAAUCAGCCAAUGACGACCCUAUGGAUCACAACAAUGAUCUAAUCCAUAACUGAUUACGAGGAAGGCACAGGACUGGGCAGUUUUGUUCUGUCGUGCAAGGGCUCACCCUGAGUUGGGGGCUAACUCGAUGGAGCUAACAAUAACAACAACAACAACAUGUCUUUUGGGAUAACACUCACAUUGGAACAUACUUGCCAUCCCUGAUCUUGUUCACUUGAUAGAUGAGGCAGAAAGACCUGACAGGCUCUCCAGUUAGGUCUCAUAGUUACUCAGUGGGUGUGAUCAUUAAGAACGUAUGUCGGCUUGGCUGGGCCGUGAUUCUCAAUGGUUUGGCAUUUAUGAUGUAGUCUGAUGACAUUCCUCGGGGGCGUGGCCUGCAUUGUGUUUAAGUGGGCUUUCUGGCAAGGCUAGUGGGCUUUUGCUCCCACUGGAUCCUGCAACUGGCUCCUGUUCAUCUGAUGCCCAGUUCUUGGGAUUUGAGCUAGCAACUUACUUGCCACCUUGCCUGCUGAUCUUGGAAUUCAUCUAUCUUCAGAGCCUGUGAGAAAGAGCCCUGCUGUCUGAACUGCCACUUUUGAGUUCACCAGCCCAAGUGGCUACAUGAAUCAG
Loxodonta africana (African savanna elephant) is the source of this 3906-nucleotide messenger RNA. RefSeq names its product C-C motif chemokine 8-like. Gene Ontology annotation, cellular component: extracellular region. NCBI's taxonomy places the organism in Eukaryota, Metazoa, Chordata, Mammalia, Proboscidea, Elephantidae. The coding region runs from base 77 to 406 and encodes 109 amino acids. Gene Ontology annotation, biological process: eosinophil chemotaxis; immune response. The transcript has 3 exons. The record is from RefSeq and is a predicted model, not a curated record. Gene Ontology annotation, molecular function: chemokine activity.